Messenger RNA from Seriola dumerili (greater amberjack), 3873 nucleotides. RefSeq lists its product as uncharacterized. The record is from RefSeq and is a predicted model, not a curated record. NCBI's taxonomy places the organism in Eukaryota, Metazoa, Chordata, Actinopteri, Carangiformes, Carangidae. Gene Ontology annotation, molecular function: RNA binding. The coding region runs from base 57 to 3440 and encodes 1127 amino acids. Gene Ontology annotation, biological process: Notch signaling pathway; protein ubiquitination. The transcript is spliced from 6 exons.
GUAAAGUGUUACGGUCUUUGAAAGAUAGAGAGAAACCGCCGUGAAACACUUGUAAGAUGGCAGAGCGGGGCAGGAUGGUGAGGGUGAGUGGUCUGCCCACAGACAUUGAGGAAGACAGACUGAAAGACAAGCUAAUUAUCCACUUCCUGAGGGUCAAGAAUGGAGGAGGGGAAAUAGACUUUGUCACUAUUGUCAAGGCGACACCCUUUUCGGCCCUCAUCACCUUCGAGGACAGUGAAGUGGCACAGAGAGUUAUUCAACAGAGCAAGCACAUUCUGGAAGUGGAUGGGAAGAAGUAUGAACUCGUUGUAACUGAGCAUCAUGAACACCUGGACCCAGACAAGGUCAUCUUAAAUUUGUCAGCGACUGUUGCCUACAGCCAGCUUCCCGGGGGAGUAUUGGCAUUGAAGAGCCUUCAUACGACCCACCCUGACGUCCAGAUAAACCAUGAUGCAGAGGAAUUCUGUACAUUGUGUGGCGCCUACUCUAAGGUUCAGGCUGCCUUGGCUCAAUUGCUUGGCCAUCCUGGGUGCCCACAAUCAGAGGAAAACAAAGAGUCGGGGCAACCUGCCCCCAGUGGCUCCAGGUCUGUUCAGACAACAAAGAAGUCUCAUACUCAGGAGUCAGAAGAUCAGAGCAGAAAACCCAAUAAGCAAAGAGAACAAAGCAAGAAAGUCCACCUUAGCAGGCCGUUCGAUGAGUACAACUCGAGCUCAUAUAGAGACCUGACACCAAGUGGUUAUAACUGGGAAGAUACUGGCCAGACAGAGGGUGCAGAUCUGCAGUUUCCUGGGCAUCCUACCACAUCAGAGGAGGACUUCUCACUUAUUGUGGAUGCAGACAUGUUCCAGUAUCUGCAGAAACACUGUGGGAAAGAAUACCAGCAUAUCCUUAGUCAGUAUGGUGUUGGGGUGGUGGAUAUGACAAACCAGGGGUUGACUACUCUGUAUCUGCAGGUUACAACAGGAGAGGCAGAGGGUGGUCAAGAGCAGGAACGCCUGGUGUUGGCAAAAAAGGCAAUAAGUGGGCUUUACCAAGAGAAUGAGACCAAGAUCCGUCGAGCUCAGCUCCCGAAGUGUAUCCUGUCCCCCAGGGGAGGACUGCAAAGGGCGAGAGAGAACUUAAAUGUCAGACUUCCUAAGCUUCUUCUGAGUGAGGAUGACAGAAAUAUUUAUAUUAUUGGGAGCAGUAGUGACGUGUCUGAAGCAAAGCAAUUCCUUCUCCUGGACCAAGACAAACUGAGGGAUAAAAAAGAGGAUGUAGCCAGUCUUCGUAGAUAUCCUUCAUAUGAUUCAAGUUCAUUAACUCCUACUGAUGAGGUGAGAGUCCCCUUCACCAGGUCCACCACUGAAGGGUCUCUGGAUGAUAGGAUAGAUCAGCUGCUGAGGUCAGGGGAUGAGGAGAGGAGAACUGAUGGAGCCAAAAGGUAUAAACUAGCAGCUCGGUUUAAGGAUACAGGGCUGUCUGCAUUAGGUAGUCGACCAACUGACUUCACUUUACGAGGGCUCUCAUCUCCCAGUAGACAAACGCGCCCUGGGCCAAUGUUGGGGCACGACGUCCUGUCAGAAACAGCAGGGAUUUCUGGUGAAAGAUUCCCCAGAGCAGAAUCCCAAAACACCGGAGAGGAUAUCUUGUUUAAAGGUGGAGAUGCUUUGCAUUCAUUUACCUCUACGCAGAAUAAAACCCCAUUGACUUCAAAUUUAAUGGAUACUCGACCAAAGAGUUUAACAUCCCCCCUCAGCACUACUCAGUCCAGUUUGUCAGGAAGUACUACACUUCCACGUGCAGGGUCUGGAUCCACCUUGAGGCGAGCCAAUAGUUUCUCAGGAACACCUCAGCAGAAGGCUCAGGUUAUUAGUCAGAAAAGUCACGACGACUCCAGCAAGUCCACAGUCAGAGCCAGGGGCAGUUCUUCUAGCUUCAGUACCCAAACAGUGAGGGACAAGCGGGAAGUCUGUAAUGCAGAGAUAACAGUUUCCUUGGUGAUGUGGCAGCACAUAAAAAAAGCCUACAGCACCCGAGUGGACGACCUGACUUCUGAUGUCCAGAUGAAAGAGGGCCACCCAGAAAGCAGUGGUGAUCUUACUGUCACCAUAAGAGGGGCGAACUCGUCCAAAGUAAGUUCAUGUCAGCAAGGUCUACAGAAGCUGGUUGACUCGGUUUGUGUGGACUUCUCUGUGCAGGAGCUGCUCUUGUCAGCGCUGGGUGUUACUGAUCCAGCUGAUGAAACUUUACAGGCUUGUUGCACUGAAGUCCGUAGCCGCUUCAAGAAGGUUACUAUCCAGAUUUUAAAGAAGAGCUUAUUUCUUUUUGGUCCAAAACAGUUGUGUUCUAAGGUACGUGCUACACUGCAGGAGGUGUUUUCUGGAGAUUUGGCCCAAAUACCUGAACAACAGGUCAUCUCUAGCCCCUCUACCUCCAACUGGAAUCCGUCCACUUCUUCACAAAUGAAUGAGGAGCAAAGCACUAGUCUGCACUGUAACAGUAAUCCUCAGGGGAGGCUAGAGAGCCAAACAGGCAAAGGCGACGGGACAGCUGGUGGACAGGAAAGGAGAACAAGCCAGAUGAGUGACUUUUGUGAGGCAGAGCUUGUGAACGGAUCAGUUAGCCAGCCAUUAGUGAGGAAAGAGCCUGUCAUUAAGGAGAAAGUGAAAAUUAUAGGUACAGUGGAGAUGGAUGGAUUGAAAAUUGAGACACUUGUCAACCACUCUACAGCAGGAAAUAAUAGAAAUGUGACAUGUGUGAAUGGUGUCGGGUCAACAACAGCCCGUACUGAUGAAGCCACGGCCCUUCAUAAGAAAGAGAGAACCAUGCAUUCAACCCAAAAGCAGAGUGUACAGCAAAGACAAGGAGAGAUCCAGGAUAUCCCAGAGGAGUCCAGGGUAGGUCAGGGAAACCUGGGCUGCAUCUGUGUGUGUGGGGACAAUGGGAUGUCAGUGACGAGAACUAAGUGUGGGAUCUCCAUGUGCUCAAAAUGCCUGGACACCGUGCACGUCCACUGCAAAAACUGUUACAAGACAGCUCCGACUCUCCCAGGUGUCCGGGGCAAAAUUAGAUGCUCUAAACUAGACAUCAGGGUACCUGGUUACAAGAGGGAAUCUGCUUUCAAGAUCACUUACAACAUUCCUGAUGGCAUCCAAGGGAUGGAUCACCCAUCUCCAGGAAAACCAUUUAAAGGAGGACAGUUUGAAGCCUUCCUCCCUGACUGCGAGAUGACGAGGAAUCUCCUGCCCAGGUUGGAGAAAGCCUUCAGGCAGGGACUCACCUUCACAGUGACAGGCAAAGAGGCAGGGGCCAAGGUCACCUGGGACUGCAUCCCACACAAGACCAGCCUACAGGGAGGCAAAUCAGGGAACGGUUACCCAGAUUCCACUUACUUGAGUCGCUUGUCUCAGGUCUUGACCUCCCAUGGGAUCCAAGAGCCACCAACCAAAUCUUAAGAAUAUAAAAAAGUUCUCAUCUACUUUUAUACUCUUAAUUAAUUUGUGAUGUUUGAUGAUGUAUAUAGAAAUGUAGAUCUUUUUUUUUUUUUACAUAAUAGAGAUAGUUCUAAUUGCAGCUAUUUUGGAUUUUUUAAAAUUUUAUAACCUGCCUCACCGUUGCUUUCUUUUAGAUAGACAGACGAGUUAUAAUUUUUCAUUUGUGACAAAUGAGACCAACCAUCACAUCUUCAUUAUUUCAAUAACAUUCCUGAAAACAGCUUGUUUUGUAAAGAUGCUUUUUGUACAGUAUAGUGUGUAUAUUACUGUAUAGAUAUAGAUUUUGUACGGUCCUGUUUUGGUUUUAAGAAAAGUAAGGAAACAGGAAGAAGAUAUUUGUAAAAUGAAUGAGUUUGUAAAAAUCUCUCGAGUUUUUUCAGAAUGGGCACGGAAA